CCAACAUAUUUACAGCUGUCAAAAAAAAUAUUCCUGGUAUUUCAAAAUAAAACUCGGCCGUAAUAUUUGCAAAUAAUUUUUCACAUCGAAAACGAGAUGGAUAAACAAGAUAUUAAAAAGUUGACCAAGAAAAAACUAAUCUUUGAGGUCAUUAAAGAGCGAAAACGGAAUAAGGAAAAGGACCAAAUCAUCCAUGAUAGACUCGAGUCCAAAAAGCGUUUGCACGAUCUGCGACUGCAGCUGGACAAGGAGAAGAACAUAACGAAGGAGUUGCGACUGAAGCUAUCGCAGCAGGAAGCGAUUGCAAAUCAAGCGCAGAACAUGUCUGCGAAACUACAGAAGAUCGCCAACGAGAACAAGUGCUACAUCUGCAAAUUGAAGUAUGAGGUUACCGGAGGACAUCGCGCAGUUUCCAUUAAAUGCGGUCACCUUUUCGGAGAGAAGUGCAUCCUAGAUCACUUGAAGCGUAGCAAGGCAUGCCCCAUCUGCAAAUCACUGACUAGCUAUAAGGAUGUUCGCUUUAUUAUAGCAGGCCAAAACUUGUGCACGGCUGAAUUAUUAAUAUAAACAUUAUAUUUGCUGGGAAGUUGGACAAAAUAAAAACCGAAGCAAAAGAAAAAAGAGAAAUUAAUAUGUUAGUAGAUGUUUAUGGCACACAAACACAAACCUUUGGAUAAUUAAACCAUCACAAUCAUUUUCUCAAUUUUCAUUUAAUUUCCCUAAUUCAAUAAAUAGAUCAUUUGAACAUUU
Drosophila mauritiana is the source of this 750-nucleotide messenger RNA. RefSeq names its product E3 ubiquitin-protein ligase RNF8. The transcript has a single exon. Gene Ontology annotation, biological process: protein ubiquitination; interstrand cross-link repair. The coding region runs from base 97 to 567 and encodes 156 amino acids. Lineage: Eukaryota; Metazoa; Arthropoda; Insecta; Diptera; Drosophilidae. Gene Ontology annotation, molecular function: ubiquitin protein ligase activity. The record is from RefSeq and is a predicted model, not a curated record. Gene Ontology annotation, cellular component: nucleus.